Messenger RNA from Rosa chinensis, 2237 nucleotides. RefSeq names its product bromodomain-containing protein DDB_G0280777. Bases 55 to 1929 code for a protein of 624 amino acids. The transcript has 4 exons. Lineage: Eukaryota; Viridiplantae; Streptophyta; Magnoliopsida; Rosales; Rosaceae. The record is from RefSeq and is a predicted model, not a curated record.
GAGAUUGUUCCUGAGCUAACAUAUCAAGAAAACCUUCAAGAGCAAGAGCAAGAAAUGCAGUCAUUUAGUCACAAGAAGCAUCAACAAGCUAUUCUUUCUGAUGUGGUGAAGACGCCUGAUUUCCUAUUAGCAACUGGUGCGGAGCAGGAAGCAGAAAAUGUGAUUAAAGACAAGGAUGUUGAGCUUGAUCUGACAGCAAGUGACCAAUCUUGUCGAACACAACCUGAGCAAAAGCAGCAGCAGAGGCAACUAGGUCUUCCGGGUAAACAACCAUCUGAAUCUUAUUGUGAAGGAGCAGAGGCAUCUAAAUAUCAGGAUGAAGACCAUCAGCCAGAAAAUGUGAUUAAGGAGAAGGCUGUACAGUCAAGUCACCUGAGUCUUGAAUUGACAGCAAGUGAGCAAUCCAGUCAAAGACAAUUGGAGAAACAGCAGCAACAACCGCAGAGGCGAUUACGUCCUCGAGGUAAAAAGUCAGCUGAGUCUGAUUGUGGAGUGGCAACGGCACCUGAAUGCCAGCAGGAGCAGCAGCCCAGAUAUCCAAUGCAGGAAAGAAUGAAGCUUGAUCAGAAACCAGCAGGGCAGAGUCAAUUGAGCCCAUGGUGCCAGAGGCACUCUGAGUCUGAACUGUCUCUCACUACAUCUAUGGUUGAAUUAUCACCAAGAAAAAGUCAGGAUACUGAAAGUCAGACAGAGGAAAAGACUCGAGAGCUGAAGACAUCAGCAGAGGAAACAGGCCAAAGACAGCUCCAGCAGAGGCAGCUUCGAACAAGAAGCAAAAACCUGUCUGAAUUCAAGCAAACAUCACUUUCAAAUACUGGAAUGUCACAAGUGGAUAAGCCAGGAGCCGAAGAUUCGUCUCAACUGAAAAGGCAGCCUCAAGUGGAAAAGCCUGGAGUUGGAGAUCCAUCUCAACUGAAGAAGAAGCAAGUUAACCGCUUAAAUAAGCGACAGUGGUGCACUCCAGAGCCCACAACAAUGCCCAACGCCAUUGGUGCAAUCGUCACUUACCAGAGACGGUCAAGUCAAACUAUAGAGCCCAACCCUGAAGCAUUUCAGGAUCUAGGACCAACACUCGCAGACCAUUUGGAGCAAAAAGAGAAUCAUCAUGGUCAACGAAAGAAGUUCAAAUCAGCAAAAGAAAGUCCUGAUGAGUUGGCUCUCACUUCCCAGCAUCUUGUGGUGGAUCCUCACAUUCUAGUAAAGCCUCCACUGCUCAAUCCAGCUGCAGUGGGACAAUUGCCUCAAACAACAAAAGAGCUGCCGCAGAAACAGCAGCUGCUGCACCAUAUGAAACUGCGCUCAUGCAGCCAAGCUGCAUCGCAAUCUGAACCUGAUGUUUUGAUUGUGGGACUAUUGCCUCAAACAACAAAAGAGCUGCCACAGAAACAGUUGCUGCGCCAUAUGAAACUACACUCACGCAGCCAAGCUGCAUCGCAAUCUGAACCCGAUGUUUCGAUGAUUGAUACGUUGCCCGCAGAGCACCAUUCUGAGCAGCCACAAGAACAGAAGCAUCCUAAGUGGCCACAGAAGCAAAGAGGGAGGACUCCUAAACCAAAACUGGACAGAGCUGGGCCUGUUAAGCGUCAACAGCUGCAGGAACAACCAAAAAGACGAGGGAGGCCCCCUAAGUUGGAUGUAAAUACUAUAUCAGGGAGAAAAUUGAUCUCAAAGAACAAACAGAAGCAACCAAAGAGUCCAGGGAAGGCAAAAUCUCGAAAAGUGAUCAAAGGAAAACUACAGAGUCAAGUGAGGGGAAAGCCUCAAAAAGUGACUCAAGGAACACCAAAGAGUCAAGUGAGGGGAAAGCCUCAAAAAGUGACUCAAGGAACACCAAAGAGUCAAGUGAGGGGAAGGCUUCAAAAAAUGUCUGAAGAAACAGUAAAGAGUCAAGUUAGGGAGAGGGCUCGAGAAGUGACUGAAGGAACCUAAGGAAGCAACUAUGGUAACUGAGACCUUUUGGCUUUUUUUUUUUUUUUGAAAGGAGACCUUUUGGCUUUUAGUAUCACUAGCUUUAUAGUUUGCUAGUUUCCAUCUUUUGACUUCAUUAAAUUGUGUUCCUGGGGAGUCCCUUGUGAUGAUGGAUGUCAAGAUGCUAGGUCAGAACAAAUCAAACACCAGAAGUAAUCCAUUUUCUUUUUGGACAGGCUUAUAAAUUAAAUAUCCCGGACUUGUUAUUCAUGACAUUCAGCAAGGUGCAUAUUUGAUCUUAUUUUCAGUCUUUUCUCUUCACUGUUGAC